Nerophis lumbriciformis (worm pipefish) is the source of this 1185-nucleotide messenger RNA. RefSeq names its product myeloid-associated differentiation marker homolog. Gene Ontology annotation, cellular component: membrane. Lineage: Eukaryota; Metazoa; Chordata; Actinopteri; Syngnathiformes; Syngnathidae. The record is from RefSeq and is a predicted model, not a curated record.
UUGAGGAAUCUGGAGGACAACUCCAGAGCGAGACUCUUUUUUGACCAAACAUGGCCCGAUGGGGCGUGCAUGGGGGCUUCUGUGGGCGUGCAUGUGCAGCCUUUGAGGAAAUGACUACAUCAAGCGAUAACAAUUUGGAGCCCGUAGAUCGUGUCCUUGUCUCUAGCACCUACACAAGUCCAGCUUCACCUCUGUGACGUCUUAGCAUGCCUUUGAUUGUGUUUGCCACUUCUCAGCUGCUGUAUGUGCGAGUCGUCGCCCUGCUGUUCAGCUGUGUGGCGUUCAGCGUCGCCGCCCAUGGCGCCUCGCUUCCUCAAGGCGGCAUGGCCGCUUGGUGCAUCUUCUGCUGGGCCUUCAGCUUUGCUGCCACUGCUGUGGUUCUGCUGGUGGAGCUGUUGGGCCUGCAGGGACGCGUCCCUGUGUCCUGGUCCAACUUCCCUAUAACCAUGGCCUGCUACGCCGUCCUCCUCUGCCUCUCGGCUUCUGUCAUCUUCCCGCUCUACUUCCGGACGGAGCGCAGCAACUACGAGAUACGUGACCACCGCAUUGCCUCCACUGUCUUCUCCUGUCUGGCGACGGUAGCUUACAUGGGCGAGGUGAGCCUGACGAAAGCACGACCCGGCGAGGUGACAAGUUUCAUGGCGACGACGCCGGGCUUGUUGAAAGUAUGCCAGACAUUUGUGGCGUGCAUCAUCUUCAUCCUGGUCAGCGAUCCUGUGGCGUACGAGCGGCACGCGGCGCUCCAGUGGUGCAUGGCGGUAUACUGCAUCUGCUUCAUCUUCUCCAUGGUCGUGGUGCUGAUGUGUGUGGCCGAGUGCACCGGUUGGCUACCAGUUCCCUUCUCCCGUUUUCUGUCGGCGUGCAGCCUCUUGGCGGCCAUCAUGUACCUGACAGCCACUAUCAUCUGGCCCGUCUUCCAGUUUAGCGAGCGCUACCGGGUCCGAAGGGAUGCAGAGUCAAACAUGAUUGUCGUGGCUGUCCUCACUGCCCUCAACUUCCUGCUUUACCUCGCCGACCUGGCGUACACAGCUAGACUGCAGUUCGUCAGCAGCUAAUGGGUCACGUGACCUUCACCGAUGUUCUUUAUUUUUAUUUUUUUACAUUGUCUGAGCAUGUAAGCAAAGCACAUGACCUAUGACACAAAGUUGCGACUUUGAGUCACUAAUAAAAUCAAAACAGAGGACA